Messenger RNA from Daucus carota subsp. sativus, 2665 nucleotides. RefSeq lists its product as uncharacterized. The record is from RefSeq and is a predicted model, not a curated record. The coding region runs from base 185 to 2365 and encodes 726 amino acids. The transcript is spliced from 15 exons. Lineage: Eukaryota; Viridiplantae; Streptophyta; Magnoliopsida; Apiales; Apiaceae.
CUUACCAAACAGCCCCACAAUCCCCAGCACCACCAUUUGAAUAUGAAAAUACGAAUACUACACAACACACUUGUCCUGUUAAUAAUCGAUCAUCAUCGAUGCCUUCAAAUCUUCACAAUUCAGUAAGCAUACUGCAUUGUUGUUGUCAUAUAAAUCACAUGCAUACACAUACACACAUGAAUCAAUGGUUUCAGCGAUCUUAACACCGACUCAGAAAUACGCAGCGGGAGCUCUGUUUGGUCUGGCUUUACACAAAGCUCAAACACACCAGACUCGCCCUCUCGCCUCGAUUUUCGAUGAAGAUGAGGAUGAAUUGGACGGCGGUGACAGCAGGACGCCUUAUUCAGUCUCCGCUGACCCUGAGCUUUGGAUCCAUCAGACCUCUGGUCUCCUCCGCCCUGUUUUUAGUUUCUUAGAAAUUAAUGAUCAAGCCUGGCCUGGACUUGAGGAAACUGCAGGAUCGCCCUCUGGGACUCAUCACGUUGGAGCUUUCAUAAGAUUGCUUGCUGAAGAUAGUAGUGAGACUUCUUCAGAAAUGAAGGAUCAGGAGCACGGAUUGUCAAAUGCUGUUAGUAGUAUGGCAGCAACCAUGGACCCUUCAGAGGAAUUCGCUUAUCAUAAGAAAAAACAUCGUGCAUACGAACAAGAAUGGCGGGAGAUAUUGUCAAGUGCCGCUCAACCACAGCCUGAAGUGAAAGAUGAGGACCGUGAAACUGAUGAGAAGAAAGAUAAUGACCAUGAAACUGAUGAGAAGAAAGUUGAUGACCAUGAAACUGAUGAGAAGAAAGAUGAUGACCGUGAAACUGAUGAGCAGGAUACAUCAGGUAAAAGAUCUAUUAUGGCAGAGCCAUCUGUUGGGUCUGGCAGGAAAUGUGAUACAAAACCCUUUGAAGAGUUAACCUUGCUUGAUGAUAAGAGGAAGGUGGCAGUUCUGUUUGAACUCCUCACAGCUUGUUUGGCAAAAACACCUGAACUUGACAACACAGCAAAACGCCGAAAGAAUGAUUAUGACGCUCGUCACCGUGUGGCUUUGCGAUUGCUGUCAACUUGGUUUGAUAUUGAGUGGAUAAAGAUGGAAGCUAUUGAGACCAUAGUUGCUAGCUCAGCAAUGGCCAUAUUAAAAGAGAGAAACAGUAAGCAACAAGAAGCAGAUUCUUCACAAAGUAGAUGGGCUAAGUGGAGGCGUGGAGGUAUCAUUGGUGCAGCCGCGUUAACAGGAGGAACCUUAAUGGCGAUAACUGGUGGUUUAGCAGCUCCAGCAAUUGCUGCUGGAUUUGGUGCUCUAGCACCUACGCUGGGUACUAUGAUCCCCGUAAUUGGAGCAAGCGGCUUUGCUGCUGCCGCUACUGCUGCAGGAAGUGUUGCAGGUUCUGUUGCAGUUGCUGCAUCAUUUGGAGCUGCUGGAGCGGGACUAUCCGGGGCAAAAAUGGCAAGGAGAACGGGAAGCAUCGAUGAGUUUGAGUUCAAAGUUGUAGGAGAAAAUCGUAAAAAAGGCAGGCUGGCAGUUGAAGUGGUAAUCUCAGGCUUUGUGUUUGAGGAAGAUGAUUUCGUUAAACCUUGGGAAGGACAAGCGGAUAACUCAGAACGGUAUGCACUGCAGUGGGAGUCUAAGCAUCUGAUUGCUGUAAGCACCGCAAUUCGGGACCUGCUAGCGUCAAGCCUUGCAUAUACGUUGAUGCAGCAAGGUGCAAUGUUGACUGUAUUAGGCGCUCUUGUGUCAGCAUUAGCAUGGCCAGCAGCAUUACUUUCUCUUAUUGGUUUCAUUGAUAGCAGCUGGUCAAUUGCUGUAGACAGAUCUGACAAGGCAGGAAAAUUGCUUGCUGAAGAAGUUUUAGAGAAGGGGUUGCACGGACAAAGCUUGGACGUGCAUAUGUGUUUUAGGCCUGUGACGUUACUGGGUUUUUCACUUGGAGCGCGAGUUAUUUUUAGAUGUCUUCAGUGUCUAUCUGAGUCUGAUAAUAAUGCUGGGCUAAUAGAGAGAGUUGUCCUCCUUGGAUCACCUAUUGCCAUCCAAGAUGAAAAUUGGGAAACUGCAAGAAAGAUGGUGUCUGGUAGGUUCGUAAACGCUUAUUCUACAAAUGACUGGACACUUGGAGUCGCCUUCCGUGCUAGCAUCCUGUCUCGAGGAGUAGCUGGAGUUCAACCAGUUGAUGUCCCAGGAAUCGAGAAUGUCGAUGUAACUGAAGUAAUUGAGGGCCACUCAUCGUAUCUCUGGGCUACCCAACAAAUUAUAGAGCAGCUUGAGCUCAAUGCCUACUUUCCUGUUUUCAAUGCCACUCCUAUGAAGCCUGGCGAAGAUACAUACUCUGGAAAUUCUUUUUUGGGGGGUUACAUACAGCCUGCAGGAAAAGGAGAAGGCAUCUAAAGCAAAAGCCGGCUAGUGGCUAUUUCAGUUAAACUGAUUUUAUAUUUUCUUUUGCACAAAGUAGCUGGUUGUGCUGAUUUUUUUUAUUUUCUUCCAAAGUAGCUGGUUGUGUAUAGUGUCCUUUCAAAUACAAACUUUUUUGUAUUGGAUUUGAUCAUUUCAAAUUCUGGUAUAGCUUUUUUCAGGGAUGGUAUAGUCUAUGCAGUAUAAUUAGGUAAAAGUACACUCUAUGUACAUGUAGUUUGGGCUUUACAACACUUAAAAAUCACCUGCAAUAUUGCAUUUCAAGAUUUUUCUUAA